Messenger RNA from Caenorhabditis bovis, 2133 nucleotides. NCBI's taxonomy places the organism in Eukaryota, Metazoa, Nematoda, Chromadorea, Rhabditida, Rhabditidae. The record is from the annotation of a GenBank genome assembly.
AUGCAGCAGGUUUUCCGCUCAACGACAAAUACCAUUGGAUUUAUCUAUGAUUGCGUUGAGACGAUGUACGCGUCUGAAGCUAUUAAAGAAUUGGAAACGAAAAGUGAAAAGACGCUGGAAAUUAGAAAAGACGAACUCGGAGACCCAACCAAGAACGAAAACGAUGCUGGAUUCUAUGUUACAAUCAAGAAAAAUGCGAGCUCUCCAACGUUGAAUUUGGCUAAUUUUAAAGAUGAGAUGAAACGAGAUCUGAGUGAAAACAAUAAGGAAGUGAGCAACUUCAUAAAUCUCCUUAACAGCUAUCAUGCUCGAGAAAUUGGGUUUACGGUGUUCGGUUCUGGAAUAAUUUUCAAAAUGGAUAAAACGAUCGUGGAACAUAUAAACGGUCACGAGGAUUUCGAAGGAUAUGAUAAGGGCGUCAAGAUUAUUGAUCAAAGAGUAUCAAAUGAUCUUGUACCGACUCCUGCAUUUUCGGUAGAUGUAAAAGCCGGAACCUUUUUCAAACCCAUAACGAUGGAGCAGAGUUUACUACAAUACUUCGGAAUAACUCAAAGUGGUUUGGCUGAACCGCGGGGAGACCUACUACCGCGAAUGAGUCGAUAUGUGAAAGGCCUCAGCUUCUGCGCUAAUUACUCUGGCAGGGUGUACACUUGUUCCGGUCUUAGUAACGUACCAAUUUCCCAAAUCAAAUUCAUUCGCGAUGGGAAAGAAAUAACCGUCGCUGAAUAUCUUAAAGGAAAUUCAAAAAUUAAAAGAUUGAAUGUUCGAUAUCCUGGUGUUCGCGUUUUGAAAACCAAUAUAAAAGAUGGUGUGAAACAGACCGCAGAGCUUAUCUUUCCUUUAGAAGAAUGUCAGAUUCUGAAAAAUCAACGUGUUCCAAGAGAAAAGCAAUCUUUAAAAGGCCCUUUGCUUAAACCAUUCGUAAGAUUUCCUAAAAUAAGCCAAUCGUUUAAUAAUAUGCAACUUAACCGUGAACACUACAAGGCGUUUUUUAAAUUGUUUGGUGUUUCUCUUUCGACUACCCCAAAAAGUGUCACUGCCAUUCCUCGAAAUGCGCCGGGAAUCUUCGCCGAAAAAGGAAGCGUUAAUAUGAAACAAUCGACUUGGUUUUUGACUGCCAACGAUUUUCUUGUCAAAGGCUCUCGAAGAUUCAUUGAUAUCAUUUUUACGAGUAAAGCACAAUCUCAAGUGGAAAAUAUAACUCGCAUGAACGUUAUUCGAAAACUUAACCUUAAAAUGGGAGGAUUGAACUACCGUGUCGUUCCAGAAGCUUGCGCACGGGACAAAUGGAUCUCUAAUGAAAAUAUGUUGAUCGUCUCUUACGACGUUGCUCACCCUGGACGAGUAAAUACGAAUGAGGCGGUGAUGGUGCCUAGCGUCGUUGGCUUCUCAUUCAACGGAGCUUCUCAUAAAGAAGCCUUUAUUGGUGAUUUUCAUUACCAGUAUCCGAAAAGAGAACAAGUGGAUUCCAAUAUUCUCAAAACAAGAAUGAAAUGGAUGGUUGAAAAGUUUUUGAAAAAUCGCAACAAAUAUCCUGGAAUGAUUCUGAUUAUUCGCGACGGUGUUUCUGAAGGACAAUAUCCAAUGGUGAUGACAGAAGAACUCACUGCGAUUCGUAAAGCAUGCCAAGAGAUAAUAAACGAGAAAAACGUCAAGGGCUGGUCGCCAAAGUUCUCACUAGUGAUUGCUACAAAGAGAAAUUCGUCAAGAUUCUUUCUACAGGAGGGAAAUAAUAUCUCAAAUGUGAAGCCGCUGACUGUAAUUGAUCGAGAUGUGACGCGCCCUAACAUUAAUGAAGCAUAUAUUGUAUCAGCGAGGGCAAUUAACGGAACAUCAAAACCGGUCUGUUAUCAAUUGCUCGUAGAUGAGAUCGGCUUCAAAAAUAUGGAUGAGUUCGAGGCAUUUAUGUUGGCGUUGACUUUUCAUCAUCAAAUUUGCGAAAGUCCCAUUUCACUACCCGAGCCUGUUUAUCAAGCCGACGAAUUUGCCAAACGCGGAAACGCCCUGUGGAAGGCAUACGAAAGCACUGCACCACUUCUUCUAAAAGAAGACGGAUCCGCAGACUUUGAAAGAAUGACGGAACGGUUGGCUUAUUGGCACUCAACACUCGAAAAUAUGCGAAUUAAUGCCUGA